AUGUUAUCUCCGCGCCCAUUGUCUCCGAGCCCAUAUGAUCCCGUCCCAAACGACUCCCUCUGUUCAGAGGACUUUCUCCUCAACCCAGAUUCAUCGCCAGGGAAGUUGAAGUACGUUGGAAAUGGAAGAGGGGCUUUUGCAAAAGUGGACGAUGUGAAGUUUGUGGGUGAGGGCCGGGGUGACUAUGAUGUCGUUCAGGAAGCCAGUUGGUGGCGAAGGUGCUUGUGCUGGAUUACUUGCGCGUGCCUGCUGAUCGCACUUCUCAUUGCGGCGAUAAUCGUCUCAAGAAGUUACCAACACGCCUUAGCAGAUGUGGUGCCCCGCUACAGCUGUUACACCAGUGACGGCAGCUUGCCACCUCCCAACGCGCACAUGAUCCAGACCUGGUCAGUUCCGCAUCGCAUCUGGUGUUGUGACAAUGUGGGAGUCGGCUGUGAACCUGCCACAAGUGUGACAACAACCUUGAUGCCGACGACGUGGAUCAUGGUGCCAGUGCCGGAUUUCAAUCCGGGCUUCCUGGCGCCGCAUGGGCCCGGCGGACCUCCUGUUGUGCCUUUUGCGAUGCAAUUCCAUUGCCACGUGGGCAUCCCCGCCAGCUGGUCGCCGGAGCAGCUGGCCUUCUGCUGCGAGCGAACUCAGAUUGGCUGCCCAACUCCAGCGCCCGCAACGGUUCCACCGGAGCCAGACUGCGUUGUCUCGGCCGGCAACAAUCCUGUGGCAUGGCCUCCCAGCAAGCGAGAAUGGUGUUGCGUGCAGCAUCAGACUGGCUGUGUGCAGGAGGCACAGACUGUGCUGCCAACUGCGCUGCCUGUGGCUGCUGAGCUGUACGACUGCACCGAAGGGUAUGCCAAUUGGCCAGAAUGGCCGAGUGACAAGCAAUCCUGGUGUUGUGAACACCACUCCCGUGCUUGCCCAUCAGCGGCCGAACAAGCGUAUGACUGCUGCCUGGCUGCUUUAAACUGA
Messenger RNA from Symbiodinium natans, 963 nucleotides. The record is from the annotation of a GenBank genome assembly. NCBI's taxonomy places the organism in Eukaryota, Dinophyceae, Suessiales, Symbiodiniaceae.